Microcebus murinus (gray mouse lemur) is the source of this 2470-nucleotide messenger RNA. The record is from RefSeq and is a predicted model, not a curated record. NCBI's taxonomy places the organism in Eukaryota, Metazoa, Chordata, Mammalia, Primates, Cheirogaleidae.
AUGCAGGACGCCUAUCCAAGCAUGUUUCUGGCAGUGAACAAGCUCUUCUGGCUCAACCAGAUGUCAGGGCUGAAGCACCACCUGCUUUACACAGAACUAGUGAGGACCACUCCUAAAACCUGGUCUUUGCCUGGCCUAAGAAUGACCACUUGCAAUAAAGUCCCUAUCAAAGCAGUGGCCAUCCAGGGCACUUUUGCACAAGACAAGAACAGUGCAAGACAGAGAAGUGUCGAUGUGAUCUGGAACACGGCGCUUCACUUUGCUGCCAGGGAAGGCCAGGCCAAAGCCGUCGGGCUGCUUCUGAGCCGCGAUGCUGACAUAGUCCUGAACAAGCAGCAGGCCUCGUUUUUGCACCUCGCGCUCCACAAUAAGCGGAAGGAGGUGGUUCUUACAGCCAUCAGGACCAAAAGAUGGGAUGAAUGUCUUAAAGUUUUUAGUCAUCAUUCUUCAAGCAACAAAUGUCCGAUCACGGAAAUGAUAGAAUACCUUCCUGAAUGCAUGAAAGUUCUUUUAGAUUUCUGCAUGUUGCAUUCCACAGAGGACAAGUCCUGUCUAGACUACCAUAUUGAAUAUAAUUUCAAAUAUCUUCAAUGUCCAUUAGAAUUCACCAAAAAAGGAAGACCUACACAGAAUGUUGUAUACGAGCCUCUUACAGCCCUAAAUGCAAUGGUACAAUAUAACCGCAUAGAGCUUCUCAAUCAUCCUGUGUGUAAAGAAUACUUACUUAUGAAAUGGGUGGCUUAUGGAUUUAGAGCCCAUAUGAUGAACCUAGGAUCUUACUGUCUUGGUCUCAUACCUAUGACUCUUCUUGUUGUCAAUAUAAAGCCAGGAAUGGCUUUCAACUCAACUGGAAUCAUCAAUGAAACUAGCGAUCAUUUGGAAAUAUUAGACACCACGAAUUCAUAUCCAAUAAAAGUUUGUAUGAUUUUAGUGUUUUUAUCAAGUUUAUUUGGGUAUUUCAAAGAAGUGGCCCAGAUUUUCCAACAGAAAAGUAAUUACUUUCGUGAUAUUAAUAAUCUCCUUGAAUGGAUUAUCUACACAACAAGCAUCAUUUUUGUGCUGCCCUUGUUUUCUAACAUACCAGCUUUUAUGCAGUGGCAAUGUGGAGCAAUUGCUAUAUACUUAUACUGGAUGAACUUCUUGUUGUAUCUUCAAAGAUUUGAAAAUUGUGGAAUUUUCAUUGUUAUGUUGGAGGUGAUUAUGAAAACUUUGUUUAGAUCUACAGUUGUAUUUGUCUUCCUUUUUGUGGGUUUUGGACUCAGCUUUUAUGUCCUCCUGAAUAUACAGGACACCUUCAGCACCCCGUGGCUAGCCAUAAUCCAGACCUUCAGCAUGAUGCUGGGAGACAUCAGUUACCGGGAUGCCUUCCUAGAACCGUUUUUGAGAAAUGAAUUGACGUAUCCAUUUCUGUCCUUUCUGCUCCUUAUCACCUUCACAAUAUUUGUCCCAAUUGUCCUCAUGAAUUUACUUAUUGGUUUGGCAGUUGGCGACAUCGCUGAGGUUCAGAAACAUGCAUCACUGAAGAGAAUCGCUAUGCAGGUGGAACUUCAUACCAGCUUAGAGAAGAAGCUGCCAUUCUGGUUCCUACGCAGAGUGGAUCAGAAAUCCACCAUUGUCUAUCCCAACAAACCCAGAUCUACUGGGAGGUUAUUUAAUUUAUUUUGUUACUUGUUUUGCAACCGAGAAAAAAGACAAGAAACACCAAAUGCUGAUACAUCUUUGGAAAUGGAAAUUUUGAAACAGAAAUACCGGCUGAAGGAUCUCACUGUUCUUCUCGAAAAACAGCAUGAGCUCAUUAAACUCAUCAUUCAGAAAAUGGAGAUCAUCUCCGAGGCAGAGGAUGAAGAUAACCAUUGUUCUUUUCAAGACAAGUUUAAGAAAGAGCAGCUGGAACAAAGGAAUAGCAAAUGGAAUUGUGUGUUGAAAGCAGUCAAGGCAAAAACGUACCAGCCAGAGCGUUAGUUACCAACAGCUUUCAUGGGGCUUCCCAUGGGGAGUUAGCAUAACUUGCUGGGUCUAAUUUCCAAUUCCAAAAGAAUGAGAAAGAAACAGAAAUCUGAUUGAUUUCACUACAUGUGAAAUUGUGGUUCCUGAAUUCUAUAUAAAAGUGUAAACCAUCUUUUUCUCUCUCUUUUCAUAUUUUCUGCCGAUCACUAUGUAUUGAGAAUAUCCUUGCAGAUAUAUUCAAUUUGGAUUUUAAUGAGAGGUAACGUCAUUAUUGGAGUGAGUAGAAAACUAGUUUGCUAGCACACACAUUUUCAAUAAUAAGGAGUAGUAAACGCAACUAUUAAGCUAGAAUGCAAAUGUCAGUACUGAAUUCCUGCUUGAGAAUUGUCUAAUCUGUUAUACCUUAGAAAAAUCAUCUCAAGCAUUAGUAAUACCUUAGAUGAUAGUCUCAAGUAUUAGGUUGAGUUCUACCAGUUGGAAAGCUUCUUUGUGUUGGAAGAACCUGUGGGUGGUACCCUGCUGU